AUGGCCGGCCAAUUCGCUGCAAAGCGGCUUGGAAAGGAGCUGCAGAAGAUCCGCAACUCCUUGCCGCCCGGUAUCGAACUGGUUUCGGCGGAUAACUUUGAGGAAUGGCUCCUCGAUAUCCGAGUUCUGGAUGACAACCCGCUGUAUGCGAAUCAGACAUACCGCCUUAGGUUCCGUUUCGGCUCGACCUACCCCAUCGAACCGCCCGAGGUAGUGUUCGUCAAGUCAGCUGACCGUCCGAUUCCCAUCCAUCCACACAUCUAUUCGAAUGGUAUUAUCUGUCUUGAUCUGCUGGGCCACCAAGGCUGGAGCCCUGUACAGAAUGUCGAAAGCGUCUGCAUGAGCCUGCAGACUCCCCGUCUUCCAACGCCAACCUGGAUCCACAACCACCAAACACCGCAUGGAGGCCUCGUCAGCAUGGCUCCUCGUGCGGGGUUUGACGCGGAGCAGGUCAGAGACAAAGCGCGCAAAGACCUGCUCCAUCUCCUGGAGGGAGUUCGUGGCAAGAAGAACCUCGUGAUUGAGAAGGACCUGGCUGGUCCCCUUGGUGUCAUCGUCAAGGCUUCAACCCUCCGCGACUACGGCGUCGACAACUUCUUCUUCCUUGAAAACAAGAACACAGGCACCAGCCAGCGGAACAUCGUCUUCAUCGCCCGCGGCGAAUCCGUCCGCAAUGCUCAUGCCAUAGCAGCCCAGAUAAAGCGCAUCCAGCGCGAGAGCCAGACCUCUCACGAUUUCCACAUCUUUUGGGUUCCCCGUCGAACCCUGUUUUCUGACAAGGUCUUGGAGGAGGCCGGUGUCUUGGGUGAUGCCAAUAUCUCCGAGCUUCCCUUGUAUUUCUUCCCUUUGGAGAGAGAUGUCUUAUCUCUGGAGCUGAACGACUCCUUUCGGGACCUCUAUCUUGCCAAGGACCCGACUCCUGUCUUUCUGCUCUCCCGUGCUCUGAUGGGCAUCCAGAAGAAGCAUGGCUUAUUCCCACGUAUCAUCGGCAAAGGCGAGAAUGCCAAGCGAGUUGCCGAUCUUCUCUCGCGCAUGCGGCAGGAGCUCCUCGCCGGCGAGGAGGCUGGGGAGUCGGAUAGAGCGGGAUUGAGUCCCAGCACCACUAUUGAGAGCGUCAUCAUAAUCGACAGAGAAGUUGAUUUUGUGACGCCUCUUCUGACACAGCUGACCUAUGAGGGCCUAAUAGAUGAGUAUUUUGGGAUCCAAAAUAACCAGACCGAUGUUGAUGCCGUCAUUGUCGGGGCUCCCGCACAAUCAGCGGCGAGCACAUCGACCGCCGUGCCCACGAAUAGCUCGCAGUCUCGCAAGCGCAAAAUUCAGCUCGAUGGAUCUGACUCGUUGUAUUCCCAGUUGCGGGAUGCGAACUUCGCCAUUGUUGGUAGCCUGCUCAAUACCGUUGCCCGUCGUCUUAAGAGUGACUACGAAAGUAGGCACAACACCAAGACGACGGCCGAGCUCAAGGAGUUUGUGAAAAAGCUCCCUGGGUAUCAGGCGGAACAGCAGAGCUUGAAAAUACAUUCGAAUAUCGCCGAAGAAAUCAUCAAUUACACACGGACAGAGAUUUUCAACAAGCUGCUUGAAGUCCAGCAGAACCUGGCUGCAGGCGCAGAUCCGUCAUCACAAUUCGAUUCCAUUGAAGAGCUAGUUGCCCGCGACACUCCAUUACCACAAGUGCUCAGACUCCUGUGCCUUUACUCGUGCAUCUCUGGUGGUAUUAAGACAAAAGAGCUGGAUCACUUCCGGAGGCUUGUCCUUCAGGGAUAUGGCCACCAGCAUCUACUCACCCUCCACAACCUGGAACGACUCCAGAUGUUCCUGUCCAAAUCAUCCCCUCUUGCAUCGAUGAUAACCAUGAGCGGAUCGUCGGGGGGGCCGGAUCAGAAGACCAACUACACUUACUUGCGAAAGCAACUUCGGCUGAUUGUGGAUGAGGUAAACGAGCAAGACCCCAACGAUAUUGCAUACGUCUACAGCGGUUACGCCCCACUCUCGAUCCGACUCGUGCAGUGUGUCCUCCAAAAGCAAUAUUUGCUCUCAAUCACAAAGGGUAGCGGGACGGUAAUUGCGGCUGGGCCGGUCGCUGGCGGAGGGGCACAGGGCUGGAAAGGAUUUGAGGAGAUUGUCAAACAUGCCCGCGGCCCAACGUUCGAUGAGAUCCAGAAAGGAGAGGACAAGGCAGUUAAGGCGCGGGCAUUGCUGUCCGGCAGCAGUGGUGAUAAGAAAACUGUGUUUGUCGUGUUUGUGGGUGGAAUCACCUUCACGGAAAUCGCGGCGCUGCGAUUCAUUGCGAAGCAAGAAGAGGCUCGGAGGAAUAUCGUCAUCUGCACCACGUCGAUAAUAAACGGCAAUAGAAUGAUGAACGCAGCGAUUGAGACUGCAACGUUCGAGAAGACCACCGUUACAACGGCGGCAGCCCAAUAA
Thermochaetoides thermophila DSM 1495 is the source of this 2421-nucleotide messenger RNA. RefSeq names its product small conjugating protein ligase-like protein. Gene Ontology annotation, cellular component: CORVET complex; fungal-type vacuole. The transcript has 7 exons. Bases 1 to 2421 code for a protein of 806 amino acids. Lineage: Eukaryota; Fungi; Ascomycota; Sordariomycetes; Sordariales; Chaetomiaceae. Gene Ontology annotation, biological process: intracellular protein transport; vesicle-mediated transport. The record is from RefSeq and is a predicted model, not a curated record.